Molecule: messenger RNA, 228 nt
Organism: Cooperia oncophora
Lineage: Eukaryota; Metazoa; Nematoda; Chromadorea; Rhabditida; Trichostrongylidae
Source: the annotation of a GenBank genome assembly
AUGGCUGGCGAACAGAACGGUAGGCCUUCAAGCAGAUCGGCAGACCCACAAGCCGCAGAACAAGCUGCAAAGCAGGAGCGGCCUUAUGUGAUGCUGAAGAAAAACCACUAUGAAUUGUAUGGCAACAUGAAGUUCGAAGGAUUCUGUAUUGAUCUUCUAGCCGAGUUAUCCAGAGAUCUUGGUAAGAUUUUACUUUUCGCUUUCUCGCUUUUUCUGGAGACAAGAUGA